This is a messenger RNA of Helicoverpa armigera (cotton bollworm), 1315 nucleotides long. RefSeq names its product meteorin-like protein. Gene Ontology annotation, molecular function: hormone activity. The record is from RefSeq and is a predicted model, not a curated record. The transcript has 5 exons. Lineage: Eukaryota; Metazoa; Arthropoda; Insecta; Lepidoptera; Noctuidae. Bases 178 to 1170 code for a protein of 330 amino acids.
CACUAGUUUAGUCAAGUUUCUGAGUUGGUGAAGUGUUGACGCUUGUAGCAAUCGUGGCUCAAGUUUGUUUACUUUUGUAAGGGAACCGAACUAUGGAACUGACAUAAAUGGAUUGUUUGACUGUGAUGUGAUUGGAGCAGUGUUAAACCUUGCUGUUAUAAUAUAUUUUUGUUAAUAAUGGAGACGAGGAGAAUAUUUUGGACAGUAUUUUUGGGAGUUUUAUGCAAAGCGGAGGCGGGGUUGAUGGGCGAUCAGUGCGACUGGACUGGCAGUGGUCUGACUGCCACGACGGAGCGCGGCGUGACUCCCGUGUACCUCCGAUGUCGGGAGGGCAGCAUCUCGUGGGUGUAUCCUCGCGGAGCUCUGAGACUGCUGUUCCGACCGCCCCUGCCGGCUGAUGAGCGCGACUUCAAGGUCUGCGUGAGGGUCAUCCGGCGACCAGACCCGCCAGACCUAUUCCACACGCUGCGGCUAAAUGAUACAGAAGUCGCGGAGCGGUUUCCAGCGCGCCUAUUUGUGGAGGGCGCUCGCCGCUUAGUUCCUUUGUAUGCACCCAAUGAUGGUGAUCCGAGGGAACUGCGGUGCUUCCGAAGCCGGCACGGUCGUGCUGCGCUUUAUGUUGAGGCUGAACCAGAAGAUGGGCCCCAAAGAAGAAAAGCUACGUUCAAAUAUGAAGCCAGGCCGUUAGCCCGGAGACAUUAUGACCCUGCCACCGCGGAUUGCAGACCUUGCACGGAGUCCGAACUAGAACUCGCUUUCUGCACUAGCGACCUCGUGUCACGAGGUGUGAUCGUGAUGAGCGAGGCUCGCCAAGACUUGGACACGACGCAACUGACGCUGCGGCUGACCAAGCUCAUCCGGGCCACGGCUGGGGAGCCUGACAAGCCGGAGUUAGCUGAAGAUGACGAUUAUUAUAGGUAUGACGUGGACAACACGUUAGAGCGGACCACACAUAGGAACCAUAAGCGACGGAAAGCGCGUAGCUUGCACGCUCAUGUACAUGUUUCGUCGGUGUGUGGGGCGGCGGCCGGGGCUGGCGAGUUCCUCGUCAUGGCGCGAAGAAGACUCGGCAGGUACUCCCUAGUCUGUGCGCCCAGGAUAGAUGACUGGACAGAACUCGUCAAGAAAAGGAACGCUGACGGCACAGCGCAUUGCUUGCUGCAGCAUUAGGACUGUGCCAAACUCGACGGUUGGGUUCAAAUGCUGUGUUGUGAUUGGUUGACAUCAGUGAUGAUGAAAAAGACACUUGAAGGAUUUGGAUGUUUCUCUUUGUAGAAUCAGCGUGUAGUCUUCAGCAAAUUGUUAUAAGCUGUAG